Molecule: messenger RNA, 4875 nt
Organism: Melanotaenia boesemani (Boeseman's rainbowfish)
Lineage: Eukaryota; Metazoa; Chordata; Actinopteri; Atheriniformes; Melanotaeniidae
Gene: slc6a1b
Product: solute carrier family 6 member 1b
Exons: 15
Coding region: 568-2385 (605 amino acids)
Biological process (GO): sodium ion transmembrane transport; neurotransmitter transport
Cellular component (GO): cell surface; axon; plasma membrane
Molecular function (GO): gamma-aminobutyric acid:sodium:chloride symporter activity
Source: RefSeq, a predicted model, not a curated record
UCCUCUCUCAAACCCGCUGCCAUCUCAGUGGUGGAAAUGUUGGAGUUGGGGUGGGUCGACUUUGAGGUGACAUUGACGCUAUGUAGAUGGGAGUGAGGAUCCUGCGCUCCAUGUUACGUCCCUGCUCGCUUCAACUCAGACAGCGGCAGCUCCUUUCCCCGUCUUCUCUCCCCUCCUCUCUUUCAGCACCACUCCUUUAAGGACAGCACCUCACUCUCAAAGACGCAUUUGUCCACCAUCUUCCCCCUUUCAGGAUCAUAUAUCUGCUCACUGUCGUCGGAUGAAAAGUUUUCACAUUGGUUUUAGUCCCGCAAGUGAAAGGAAGUAACUUCUCUUAAAGUGGAAUUUUUUCCCCCGUCUGGGAAACAGUCAAAGAAGCCAAUUUUACUGGUCGCUGGAUCGUUCCACCUCUUCUGGUUCUUAUCACUCAGAACACCAAGUACUCAUCUUCUUUCGGCUAUUCUCUGGGGAGUAGUGGUACGGGACGGAUAAGCUAUUGUCUAUCUAGACCGGAGUCGAAACCCAUAAUUCUCCACUGGUCAGGACUAUCCAACAUACACCUUGACUAUGGCUACGAACGGGACCAAAGCCUCGGACGGACACGUCUUGACAGAGACGGCGAAUGACGCGCCCAGUACCACGCCAAAUGACAAACCCAAAACCUUGGUGGUGAAGGUGCAGAAGACGAAAAAGGAGAUACCAGAGAGAGAAACGUGGAGUGGAAAAUUUGACUUUCUUCUCUCGUGUGUCGGAUACGCAAUCGGACUCGGAAAUGUCUGGAGGUUUCCUUACUUAUGUGGAAAAAACGGAGGAGGGGCCUUCUUGAUUCCCUACUUUUUGACGCUCAUAUUUGCUGGCAUGCCCCUGUUCUUUCUUGAGACGGCUCUUGGUCAGUACACUUCUAUUGGAGGUCUUGGAGUAUGGAAGCUGGCUCCUAUGUUCAAAGGUGUGGGUCUGGCUGCUGCUGUUCUGUCCUUUUGGCUCAAUAUCUAUUACAUUGUAAUCAUUUCCUGGGCUCUUUACUAUCUUUACAACUCCUUCACUCCUCAACUGCCAUGGCAAACUUGUGGCAAUGUCUGGAACACAGAUCGCUGCUACACCAACUACAGCAUUCAGGACACCAAAAACCUCACCAGCGCUGUAGUGGAGUUCUGGGAACGUAACAUGCACCAGCUGACCGAUGGUCUGGAGAAGCCCGGGGAGGUCAGGAUCCCACUGGCUAUCACACUCGCCAUCGCUUGGGUGCUCGUUUAUUUCUGUAUCUGGAAGGGGGUCAGCUGGACUGGCAAAGUGGUGUACUUCUCAGCUACAUACCCUUACUUUAUGCUCUUCAUCCUGUUUUGUCGUGGCAUCUCUCUACCUGGUGCUUUAGAUGGAAUUCUCUUCUAUAUCACACCAGACUUUGUGAAACUUAAGGAGUCUGAGGUGUGGCUCGAUGCUGCCACUCAGAUCUUCUUUUCCUAUGGGCUGGGAUUAGGCUCUCUGAUUGCUCUUGGCAGCUACAAUACUUUCAAUAACAAUGUCUACAGAGAUUCUGUCAUUGUCUGCUGCAUCAACUCCUUCACCAGCAUGUUCGCUGGCUUUGUCAUCUUCUCCAUCGUGGGAUUCAUGGCCAAUGUAACAAAGAGACCCAUCGCUGAUGUGGCAGCCUCAGGACCUGGCUUGGCAUUUUUGGCGUAUCCUGAGGCCGUCACCCAGCUGCCCAUCUCUCCUCUCUGGGCAAUACUCUUUUUCUCCAUGCUGCUGAUGCUGGGAAUUGACAGUCAGUUUUGUACUGUGGAAGGCUUCAUCACUGCACUGGUUGAUGAAUUUCCUCGGGUCCUUCGAAACCACAGAGAGAUCUUCAUUGCUAUUGUCUGCCUUAUUUCCUAUAUCAUUGGCCUGUCCAACAUCACACAGGGUGGACUUUAUGUGUUUAAGCUAUUUGACUACUACUCAGCUAGUGGAAUGUCCCUGCUUUUCCUGGUUUUCUUUGAGUGCAUCUCAAUUUCAUGGUUCUAUGGUGUAGACAAAUUCUAUGACAACAUUGAAGAAAUGGUUGGUUACAGGCCCUGUCUGUGGUGGAAGGCCUGCUGGGUUGUUUUCACCCCUCUCAUCGUGGCUGGAGUCUUCUUGUUCAGUGCAGUGCAGAUGGUUCCCCUCACUAUGGGUGAUUAUGUGUUUCCAACCUGGGGUCAGGGUGUUGGCUGGUUAAUGGCCCUUUCCUCCAUGAUUCUCAUCCCAGGUUACAUGGGCUACAUGUUCCUCACACUCAAAGGCACAUACAAAGAGCGUCUGCGAAUGAUGAUCAAGCCUUUGGCACUGGUGAAGUCUCAGGAAAAUGGUCCAGACCAGCAAAUGGAAAACCAGAAUCAGAGCCCUGCCAACGAGGAGGCAUAUAUCUAAAGGAUUCUGUCCGUCUUGCUGUUUUGAUGGCCAGAUCGGCUCUCCACGGUAAUCGAGGUUGGGAACAACCACUAGACUUCCAUGUCUGCUUUUAUUCACCUACCUCCUGGGGACACGUGAAACCAACCUGAUUACAGUUAUUUUUAGGGGGUUUUCUGUUUGCUCAUUUGUAUGAUACAGAAUUAUAAAACUUAUAAAGAAAAACAAACUACCCAGCAAAGUCGUUGUGAUGUUAUGAAUUUAAUAAUGCAAAAAAAGAGAGAAAAAUAGCCUUUUUAGAAAAGGAAAUGUUACUUAGGAAAUUACUGUAUAUUCAAUAUGUAUAAUUUAAAUCCGGAGGCCCGCAUUGAUUCAAUAGUAUUGUGCUUUGAAGAUAUUAACUAAUCUACUAAAAUCAAAUUAUUGUACAAAGAUAAAUAUCUCUAAAAUGUAUUUUGUUUGUACAUGAAAAAAUACAUUAAAAUAAAUGCAGAGUAGUAGGUUUAAAAAAAAUUGAUAUGAACGUUUGUAAAGUAAAAAAUUAAAUAUUGAUCAAUUUAAAGCAAAGGCAAUAUGGGAAUGUGCAACAGGUAAGGCCAAAUCCGUUUGUAUGUAUAGGCCUAAACCCUAGUUUAGCCAGACUAUCAAUCCUUUGCAGAAUCCUCCACUUCACCUCAAAUGUUUACCACCCAUGUCUGGGGCUGCAUCAGUAAAGCACAAGUACAGCGUGGAAUUUUAAAGCGUCCAUUUUCUUUUUUGGCAUGACUGAAACCUGUGACAAAAGCAAAAAUAACUUAUAUAUAGGAUAGCAAGAGACUGUUACAACUGUUUCUAAAGAACACUAACUUUGUAUGUUGUCUGAAUCUUUUUUGUAGAGUCAUUUUUAGGUCAUUUUCUAUAUGUGAGAGUGAGAAGGACCAAAAUCAUGCUGUAGUUUGAGCAGUUAGUGCAGGUAUUCAACAUGCUGACUAUAUAUGGAUUCAGUCAAGCACCCCUUUUUAAGCGGUAGAGCAAUAGGGUAGAACAGCUUCCACCCACAAGCACAAGUUGAAUCUGUGAACUACCAUGUCUAAUAAAAACAACAACAAAAAAAGGAAAAAAAAGAAAAAAAAAAAGAUUUAGCCAUUACAGAAAUCCCACAUUUGCACUGUGCCCUCUAAAAUUAUGUGUAAGAGUAAUUAAAAUUUGGGAAAUGUAGAUUUAUGUGUGACUGGUGACCAGUACAGUGAAAAGAAACCACUGUGUCCAGCAAUCCAUAGUUAAUUAAGAUUAGUUUUUUUAAACCAGGACAGUGGCUGAUGUGCUCCGUUGAUAAUAAAAUGGAUUUCUAUGAUAGCUACCACUAUUCUGAGCAGACUUGUUUACUUGUGUAUCUGUUUAGUAACCCACUCCUCAGGAACAAAGGUGGACGUGACCAAAUUGUCUCAGAAACUACCCUGAAAUAAUGAAACAAUAAAGACUGUAUUUCAAAAUGGAAUUAGGAAAUUCCUACUAUAUUUUUCCCCAUAAAUUCAACAGGUAACCAAACAUAAAUACACAAAAGGUAUAAGGACUUAGUACGUGUACGCACUUUGGGACAUUCAAUAGCUGAUCCAAAUUGCUGCCUCUUUUCUGUGUGUCGUCUGCUCGGCUGGUGUUUGUCAUCUGUUUAGGCCUUCCUUUAUUUUUUUUAAACAAGCCAUACUGUGUUCCUACUCUGUGGCAAGUGCAGAUUUCCAGUAAAAGACUCAAAGAAGAGAAAGUUUGGUUCAGUUGGACAGCAAAGCUGGCAAAACACUGUUAAUAGAACUGCAAUACAUAUGAGCACAACUGAAACCAUACCUUUCCUUAGGGUAAAUGAAAACCUAAUAAUUCAUAUCAAGUUGCUCAGCAGGAUAAAAAUGCAGAUGCUAUAGAUGCUGACUUUAUGACAGACCACAGAUAUAACAACAAAGACGGAUCAAGAGAAUUUGCUUCUGUGGCAGCUACAUGCAACAGGGAUCAGGUUGAAUCAGUUCCACUUAUUCUUUUAGUGCCAAUUUUUUAAAGAUAUAUUAAUCGAAAUGUGCAAUGACAAAAGGGUUCCACAGAUUUUGUAUAGUUACCAUACUGCAGUUUCUCUCUUGAAUGAUGUUGUAAACUGGACUGUGUAAUACAUGUAUCUGUGAAUGUCCGUACAACCUGAGUUUUUCUUUUAUUUUGUCUAAAUGUUGAACAAAAAAAAGUGAUAUUAUUUGCUGUUUUCCGCAAUAAUGCUAUCUCAGAAACUAAGGCACAUAUCUCUCUCAGAUGUAAAAAUUAUAAUGACAAUAACAGGUUAGAGUAAUAAUAAAGAUGAUAUCAAUAAUAAUGUAAUAGAGAUGUCUAGUCAGAGAAUAUUGUUUUGUAUAUUUCUAGCUGUUUCAUGGGCCUAAUGUAAAAUAUUCUAUGUAAAAUUAUAAUAAAUGUCCUUAGAUGGUGUUAUAUGAAAAAGCAUGAUUGCUAUAUAUGUUAUCUGAGAAAAUAAAUAAAGAUCUAUAGAUUAUAAUGUCA